This is a messenger RNA of Rhipicephalus sanguineus (brown dog tick), 2488 nucleotides long. RefSeq names its product apoptosis-stimulating of p53 protein 1 (gene ASPP). Lineage: Eukaryota; Metazoa; Arthropoda; Arachnida; Ixodida; Ixodidae. Gene Ontology annotation, biological process: regulation of apoptotic process. Gene Ontology annotation, cellular component: nucleus. The coding region runs from base 418 to 2316 and encodes 632 amino acids. The transcript is spliced from 13 exons. The record is from RefSeq and is a predicted model, not a curated record. Gene Ontology annotation, molecular function: p53 binding.
GCUGAUAGGGUGCUGAGUUCUAGAGAUCGUAAACUAAACCAGCGCGGAAACAGAGUAGUAAUUCGAGCAUUGUAACCCGACUCAACCUUAAGCCAAACGCUUUAUUAUUCACGCUAGUUCAAGCAGUUGUCUGAGCUGUCAAGUAGCUAGAAAAGAACGAAGGACGAUCGAGGGUGUACCAAACAAAAACAAUAAAAUAAGCACUCCCCUCACGUAACGAUGAAGAAACAAAAACAUAAAUAGAGCGAGCGAGAAGGAGCAAAGGGAAGCCCACGGCCGGAGAAGGAGCGUGUACUGCGGCGCCGUUUUCCUGGCCCUCCGAGGCGGUGCACCAUCUCGCACGACGCUCGGGAAUGCGGCGGUUAUUAGACGACGCCGCCGCCGUGCCAGCGUCUCGGACGUGAAGAAAAGCCAGCCAUGGUUCUGCUUCCGCCUCCCGCAGCUGGUGAUGGGCCAGCCGCCGGAGGCCUGAGCGUGGCCGAGCUGCGUGCAGUGGCUCUAAGGCAGCAACAACAGUUGGCAUGGCAACAGCAGCAGCUGGUGGCCCGUGAGCAACGGUUGCGGUUCCUUCGGCAGGCACCACAUGAGCCUCAGGAACUCAAGCUGCGACGUCUGAGGGCCCAGCUGGACCAGCAGCAGGCUGGAAAUGCCAGUCUCGCGGCUGAGCUGGAAGCCGUGCGGGCGCUCUUCUCGGCGAAGGAGAAGGAGCUGUCAGUGGCGGCUGCCAAGGUGGAGGAGCUCACCCGGCAGCUGGAGGAACUGCGGCGGAACUCCAGUGGCUCCAACGGCAAUGCUGGUGUCACCGCCGCUACAACUGGAACGGACAGGGCACGGCACGAGAUGCUUAUGGCACGGGCUCAGCGUGCGGGGCAGCAGCGCGAACAGCUAGCGCAGCGCCAGGCGGAGGUGCAGGCCCUGGACCGUCGCAUUGCGGAGCUGCGUCAGCGGCUGCACAAGAAGCGCCUGCACAACAGCCAGCAGCAGCAGCAGUUGGCGCAGCAACAACAGCAGCAGCAUCCAGCACAGCAGCUGACAGUGGUGGCUCCCACAAAUGCUCGACCCGGAGGCUGCGGCGGCAGUGGUCCGCCGCCCCCACUCCUGCUCGCCGCCAACGUGGCUGCAGUGGAGCCCCGGCCCCGCUCAGAUCCCAAGUACCAGACACUGCCGUACAACACCAAGUUCCGCCCGGCUCCGCCUCUGCAGCCUCCGCCCCCUCCGCCUCCUCUUCCUCCACCAAACAGGCAGCCGGAGGGUUCUGCAGCAGCUAUUGAGGAAAACAGCCCUCCAGACCAAAAGAAGGCCAAAGAGGCAGACUCAGCUCCAGAGGCCAUGGUGGAAGCAGUGGCCGACGACCCUCCGCCACUCAUUUGCCGCUCCGAACCACGUUCCGUCGCCAUGGACGGCGCUCCUCCCAGCCCACCCGAGAGCAGCGAUGGCAACGAGGAAGAGGAGGAGAGGCACACACCUGACAGGGACCAAGAACCAGUGAAGGAUGAACAACAGUCGCAGCACCACAUGGCAUCUGCUGAAGGAUCUGCAAGUGAGACAGAUGGGUCACAAACUCAGCCGGUUGCACUGCCAGAACCACAGCAACGUCCAGCACGGGGUAACCUGCGCUCUUCGGGCAGUACGGGUGCCAACGGGGGUCGCCGAAAGAAGGGACCCCAACGAGUGAGCUUUGACCCCUUGGCCCUGCUACUGGACGCUGCCCUCGAGGGAGAGCUUGACCUUGUGCGUACCACGGCUGCUCAGGUUCCCAACCCAAGUGCAGCCAAUGAUGAGGGCAUCACAGCACUGCACAACGCCAUCUGUGCGGGCCACUUAGACAUUGUCAAGUUCCUGGUUGAAUUCGGCUGUGAUGUCAAUGCGCAGGACAGUGACGGCUGGACGCCCCUGCACUGUGCAGCAUCUUGCAACAACCUGGCAAUGGUGCGCUUUCUGGUGGAGCACGGCGCGUGCGUAUUUGCGGCCACACUGAGCGACCAUGAGACGGCUGCUGACAAGUGCGAGGAGGACGAGGAAGGAUUCGACAGCUGCUCUGAGUACCUCUACGGUGUCCAAGAGAAACUUGGUGUAACCAAUGGAGGUGUGGCAUACGCCGUGUUCGACUACGAGGCGCGACAGCCGGAUGAGCUGAGCUUUGCACAGGGAGACAUGGUGCAGAUCCUCCGCCGCGGAGGAGCCGAAGGUGAUACGGAACAACCUUGCGGAUGGUGGUGGGCACGGCUCCGCGACGGCCGCGAGGGGUACCUACCACGGAACCUGCUCGGGCUUUACCCGAGAGUGCAGCCGUGCCGUCCAAGUCCAGAGGAGUGAGCUACUCGCCAUUAGUUUCCACGCCAAAAAAGUAUUCUGCCUUUAACAACAGUGUGCCUUUGUCGCACCUUGUUGUGGACACAAGUGUUGGGACCCGCUGAAGCAGCAGAGUGUGCAUUGUAGCCACUCGUGGAACAGUAUAAACAGGGACCAGGAUGCAAGCGCAAUAAAG